AAAUAAACAAACAAAUCCCUCUCUCCCCCACAACCCCACUUUCUUCCACGUCAAUCUUACAUAAGCUACUUCAGCUUCAGCUUAAAACGGUGGUUUUCCGAGCUGUUCGUUAAUCACGUUUCUCUGUUUCUAGCUUUUUAGUCUCACAACUUCCCUGCUUCAUGAUUUAAACAUUUUGGAUUUGGUUUCUGAUUUUCUUAGUAAUAACUGUUUCUGUUUAGAAGUCCUCAACAGAAUCCGUUGCAUUUUAGCGUAAGUUACAGUAAAAAGAACUAAUCUUUUUGUCUGUAUAAUUGUUAUUAUUAUCUGUUUUUAACCUCACUCACUUGUCGACAACCUAAUCUUUGCCAGUUUGAUUUUGGGCAACUUUUAGUGUGAGCAUCUGGAAAGUUCAACUUUUUGCUCGUAUUCUCUCUCUCUCCCCCAUCUCUAUGUUUGUUAACAGUUUCUCACAAAUAUUUUUGUUUUUCUUGUAUCAGAGAUCGCUAGAUUUUUCAAAACUCUUGCAAAGAAAUCAAUUUUUACACCCGAAUCUCUCCAGUUUAUGCAAAACCCAUCGUAAUACAGUGAAAAAUAUCUCUAUCCACCUCCAAAAAUCAGUACUUUAUAGGCUUCCAGUACUGACCAAUAUUUUCCCAUCUAGAGUUGGUAUUCAGGGGUGGAAAUGGGUAGCAACAAGCUUUGGUUUGUAAUAUUAUGGAUUUCAUUUGUUGGGAUUUGGUUGGAUUUAGAGUUUGUUGAAGGUAUUGGAGUGAAUUGGGGAACUAUGGCAUCACAUCAGUUACCACCGCAGACAGUAGUUCAGAUGUUAAGAGAUAAUGGGAUUCAGAAAGUGAAAUUGUUUGAUGCCGAUGAAUCUACUAUGAAAGCUUUAGCUGGAAGUGGUAUUGAAGUUAUGGUAGCCAUCCCGAAUGAUCAACUUCAAGCUAUGACUAGUUACAAGAGAGCUAAACAAUGGGUUAGUCAGAAUAUUACUCGGUUCAACUUUAAUGGAGGCGUUAAUAUAAAAUAUGUAGCUGUUGGGAAUGAACCUUUCUUAUCAGCAUACAAUGGUUCAUUUGUGGAACUUACGUUACCUGCCCUACAGAACAUACAAAAUGCCCUAAACGAAGCCGGUAGCGGUGAUAAAAUUAAGGCCACGGUGCCCCUGAACGCCGAUGUCUACAAUUCACCUGCAAGCAACCCUGUCCCUUCUACAGGAAGGUUCAGAGCUGAUAUUGGUGACCUGAUGAAUCAGAUAGUUCAGUUUCUCAGCAAAAAUAAUGCUCCUUUCACUGUGAACAUCUAUCCCUUUUUAAGUCUCUAUGCCAAUGCAGAUUUCCCCUUAGACUUUGCUUUCUUUGAUGGUGCAAGUAGCCCAAUUACUGAUAAUGGGGUCUCCUACACUAAUGUGUUUGAUGCAAAUUUUGAUACUUUGGUUUCGGCUUUAAAUGCUGCGGGAUUUGGGAACAUGCCGAUCUUGGUUGGUGAAGUAGGAUGGCCAACUGAUGGUGACAAGAAUGCAAACUUAGCAUAUGCUCAGAGAUUUUAUAAUGGGCUUUUGAGAAAACUUGCAACAAAUCAAGGAACACCAUUGAGACCAGGCAAUAUGGAGAUUUACCUAUUUGGAUUGAUUGAUGAGGAUGCUAAGAGUAUUGCACCUGGGAAUUUCGAACGUCAUUGGGGAAUUUUCAGGUAUGACGGACAACCUAAGUUUGCUAUGGAUUUUACAGGUCAGGGUUCAAAUACAUUUCUUGUAGCUGCGAAGAACGUUCAGUAUCUUUCUCCAAGUUGGUGCGUGUUUACUGGCAAUCAGAAUGAUUUAAGUAAACUUGGAGAUAACAUUAACUAUGCUUGCAGUAACUCCGAUUGCACUUCACUUGGAUAUGGAGGAUCAUGCAAUAAUUUAGAUGCGCAAGGAAAUGCUUCUUAUGCAUUUAAUAUGUACUUCCAAGUAAAGAGUCAGAUGGAGAAUAGCUGUAAUUUCGAUGGUCUAGCUAAGGUAACUAAUCAGGAUCCAUCGCAAGGAACCUGCAGAUUCAUCAUUCAGAUUGUUGGUUCUUCUUCUUCUUCUUCCUCCUCCUCAUCUACACUUCUUGGACAUUUCUUUGUAAUAUUAGCAACUUUAGUAUCCCUACUCUGGUUUUCCUUGAUCUAGUUAUAGUUUUGUAUAGAUAUAACGAAACUCAGAUGUAAUACUUUUUUUGCAGUUUGAAUGUUCUCUCUUCAGAUUUUGUAUGUUGCAACUUGUAAGAAUUCGUGGCUUAUUUGGUGUUAGCUAUUCUUUUUAAUAAAAUGACAGCUUACAUGGA
Messenger RNA from Papaver somniferum (opium poppy), 2291 nucleotides. Its product is annotated as glucan endo-1,3-beta-glucosidase 8-like. Lineage: Eukaryota; Viridiplantae; Streptophyta; Magnoliopsida; Ranunculales; Papaveraceae. Gene Ontology annotation, cellular component: plasma membrane. The transcript is spliced from 2 exons. Bases 665 to 2137 code for a protein of 490 amino acids. The record is from RefSeq and is a predicted model, not a curated record. Gene Ontology annotation, biological process: carbohydrate metabolic process. Gene Ontology annotation, molecular function: hydrolase activity, hydrolyzing O-glycosyl compounds.